This is a messenger RNA of Didymodactylos carnosus, 329 nucleotides long. Lineage: Eukaryota; Metazoa; Rotifera; Eurotatoria; Philodinida; Philodinidae. The record is from the annotation of a GenBank genome assembly.
UUUUUUUUUCAUCAGUUGCUCUGCAUUUUUGUUUACUUUACGUCAUUUGUUUAGCCCUUGAGAUGGCUAUUCGAGAAAAAAUACAAGUAUUGAAAAUACAAGCCAAUAACAAUAAUGUCACUGAUUAUGUGGAGAUAUAUAUGCAACAUUUGGAACCGAUUGAUUAUCAUCGUUUAAAAUGGGAACCAUUAAUUCAAAAACUGGUUGAAGCUAUGAAUGAAACUGAAAUAACAUUAACAUUAAUUGAUGAAACAGAAAAUACAAAGGCACAAGCUUUAGCUUUACAAGGUGCACUGUAUGGAAGCGGUUCUGAUAUAAAUAAUGUUUAA